CGUGAAUACCAACAGCACCAAAAUAACAAUCUUCGCUUCGUUCCAUUGUUAUUUCCUGGUGGGGAUAUGAAGCAUGUCCCUUGCUGGAUGGCAACGCCACCUAUAACAGAUAAUAGCAGUCGUGCUAAAAAGUCACUCGUCCAUAGAUGGCCUCAUGGAUAUCGGGAUUUAUUCUUUCAUGUGGAACAGAGGAUUGAAAUACUGGCAUCUUGACAAAGGAAGGAAAAUAAUAAAAUGAUGUCCCAACUUGAUAUUUCCUGUGGAAGAGAAAGACACGCCAUCUAUUUCGAUGACUAUCAGAAUGAUCUAAAUAAUUUCUCUUAUGUACCUCAUAAUAUACCCGGUCCAGGAACAGAUGUGGAGCCAUUUGAGGAACAGUACAAAGGAUGUCAGUGUGCUGAAAUAUGUGGUCAACAAUGCCCCUGUAUUACAAGAUUUGGCCCCACAUAUCAGGGGUCUAAAAUUCUGAUUCAUGGGCUCCUACAAUCACAAACAAUGAAACCCAUAUAUGAAUGUAACAAAGAAUGUAAAUGUAACACUAACUGUUCAAACAGAGUAGUACAAAAUGGACUCCAAUAUAAAGUAUCAGCAUUUACUACCAAAUGGAAGGGAUAUGGACUGAAAACUUUGGAGACAAUUCCCAAAAAUGCAUUUGUGUGCGAAUAUGCUGGUGAAUUCCUUACCCACAAUGAAGCAAGAAGGAGAACUCAUGCACUGAAGCACAAAACUGAUUCAAACUAUAUCAUAACUCUAAAAGAGCACCUCGGGGAAAACAUCCUUAAAACUUAUAUUGAUCCUACAAAUGUUGGCAAUGUGGGCAGAUUCAUGAAUCACUCAUGCAUGCCAAACUUAGCCAUGUUGCCAGUACGUGUGGACAAUUCGGUACCUCAUCUUGCACUCUUUGCCAUUAGAGAUAUUGAAGAAGGUGAGGAAUUGUGUUAUAAUUACUCUGGUGAACUGUACAUUGUAAAUGAAGGUGAUAUAGAUGAGGAUGGUGAGACUGAAACUGUAAACAUGGAACAAAACACUGCUAAAACAAAUGAGGAUUCUGCGAGCAGAGAUGCAACAAAUAUGGUUAUAACUAGUACAAACAUGGAUAAUCCAAAUUCAGAUGGGAAUGACACUAUUGAUGAUGAUAAGCACCUUGGUGCAUCACAGAAGGAUGAUUCUAAAGGGGUUCAAUCAAAAGAAGUAUGUUUUGAUGAUCAAGUGAAAUCUAUUGAUGUAAAUAGAACAGACACAAUAUCUGUUGAUAGAAAAGUAUGCCACUGUGGAACAUCUGCAUGUACAGGGUUCUUGCCAUAUGAUGCCUCUCUCUUUGAUGACGAUUAAUUAAAAAAAAUAUUAGAUAUACAUGCAAUAAGAAUGUUCUUGUAAUACACUAGCCUUGCCCAAGUCGGUAUUUUUUACUUAUCUGAUCUUGAUAGAAAUCAAUAUAGCAAGUGCAAAUAUAAAAAUAGAUAGUCAAAAUCCAGAAAGGAAUGACACUAUUGAUGAUGAUAGCACCUUGGUGCAUCACAAAAAAAUGAUGCAAAGGGGUUCAAUUUAGUAAUACACCUGAUAACAACUAAUAUACUGGAUAACAAAAAACUAGGUAUUAUUUUUGUACUAAUACAUAAUGGUACUUUAUUACAUGUAUAGUUCAUAUGCAUAUGUGUCCAUAGAAAAUAGUCCAUCUUGACACUGAUGUUAAUGUAUAAAUAAUCUUAUGGUAUAUGGGUGUAGAUAAGUCAAGAA
Molecule: messenger RNA, 1737 nt
Organism: Owenia fusiformis
Lineage: Eukaryota; Metazoa; Annelida; Polychaeta; Sabellida; Oweniidae
Source: the annotation of a GenBank genome assembly